Messenger RNA from Aspergillus affinis, 3528 nucleotides. RefSeq lists its product as uncharacterized. Gene Ontology annotation, cellular component: endosome. Bases 1 to 3528 code for a protein of 1175 amino acids. NCBI's taxonomy places the organism in Eukaryota, Fungi, Ascomycota, Eurotiomycetes, Eurotiales, Aspergillaceae. Gene Ontology annotation, biological process: protein transport to vacuole involved in ubiquitin-dependent protein catabolic process via the multivesicular body sorting pathway; regulation of DNA-templated transcription. Gene Ontology annotation, molecular function: DNA-binding transcription factor activity, RNA polymerase II-specific; zinc ion binding. The record is from RefSeq and is a predicted model, not a curated record. The transcript is spliced from 3 exons.
AUGGUCAAGCGCACCGCACAAGAAGCCAACGUCGACGAGCCUGUUCGUCAGACUCGCCGUGCCUAUUCCCAGUCCCUGCAGGGCGGGGCUACCCCUCCUCCCCUUGUCGAUAUCGAAGCCUAUACCCGUCACGCUUUCCAAGCCCAGCAAGAAGCAUCUGCUCCUCUCUCUGCUCCUGUUUCUGCAUCUAUCCCUGCUCAGAAUUAUGUUGCCCCCAAUUUGUAUCCCUCCUCCUAUGUCUCUCAAACCCCCCAGCACGAAGGAUUCUAUGCUGCUCCUGGCUCUGCUCAAUCCUACUACGAAGCCGAUGCCGAUCAACAGCGAGAAGAAUUCGGUCUUGCUCCUCUUUCUGCUCAAUCCUAUGUCGAAACCGAUCCCUAUCCCUAUGGCAAUCUCCUCACUGAUCCCUAUCGCAGUCCCUAUGCCCACCUCCCUCAAUCACAGCUGACCUCUGCGCAGCUGUACCCCCAAGACCUCGAUCCAGAAACCGCUGACAACGGGACCCUCCAAAAGCCCGUUGAACAGACAGAACUGGAAACAGGAGCUGGUGGCUACGGGCAGAGAAGCGGUAGAGCACAGGGAAAGUCUCGUGCGGCUGCCAGUAAGCGCGUAAACCAGCAGUCCCAGGCGAGCAGGAACUCGCGGCAGUUCAGGGAUGCGUACCUUCGCGGUCCCCUGUCUGCUCCUCUUGCUCCCACCAGUCCUUUUGCCCCGGAGCCUGCUCCUGCUCAAUUCUACGGGCAGGAGGGGGAGGCUGGUCCGCAGGACUAUGAGUCGGACGGGGAAAGAGAGACUGGGCCUGGUCAUUGGGCGUAUGGGGCCUCUACUACUCCGGUUGCUCCCGUUCCUGCUUCUGCCUAUCCUCAGGCUCCUCAACCCUAUGGGGAAGAGGUUGAUUUUAUUCCGGCUGGGCCCAAUAAUUGGGUACAGGUUGAGACUGAGGAUGGUAUCAAGAACGUGGAAGUUGACGUGCGCGGUAUCCCUCUUCCCGAGGGUUGGUCGGGGUAUAUCAGUGCUGCGGCAGAUUGGAGUUUGGAGGACCCAGAGGCCGAGGCGGCUCGCCUCGACGCGGCUCACGAGAUCAUGAAUUGCCUCAACGCGGAUGGUAGCGUCGGUGAGACCGUCGGUGACAACGUCGAAGACAACGACAACGGCACCGUCGAUGACGACGUGGCCGAUCCCGACGCACCCAUCCCCGACGAGGAGAGCGAAGGGGAGGAGCCGGAAGAGGAGGAGGCGGCAGGGACGAAGAAGAAGGGGAAGAAGAAGAAGAAGAAGAAGGGGAAGGGCAAGGGGGGCGAGGGCGGCAAGCGGAAGCAACGCCGCAAGAAGGCGGAGGACGAGGCCGAUCAUUCGGCCAUAAUUCGAUCCAGGCAGCAAUUUAUCGAAGAUACCAUCCAGGACUGGGAAGAUAAAUGCAACAAAUUUACUGAAAAGAACCUCGAGGUUCCCGCCGAGCUCUUGAAGGUAAAGCCCAAGUCACGGACGGGCACAUCGUGUGAUCGCUGCGUGGUUCUGAGACUUUCCUGCGACUCUGACCCCUGGUGUUGCAGCAAUUGUCUCAAUGUUAAAAACGGUCUAGCAACGUGCCAAUGGACCUGUAAAAAUACGAGUUGGACCUAUAGACGGGGCGAAGUUGAGCGCCAGGCCGCGGACUUUCUGGACAUGCUCAGUUACAAAAACAGAACUAUAGAUUACCUAUUCUACCAGGCUACUGAGCAUCAAAAGGAAAUCCUGGCGAUGGACAAAGCAAUCGGCCGAUUGUUCGCUCUGUUCCAGCAAGAGCUAGGUCUCUCGUCCGAUGAUGUAUAUAAUAUACUGGCGACCUCUCGUAUCGAAGCGAUCGAUUAUCCCCUCGAAUGGGAUGGCUUGACCGGCAUCGAGAACCCCCUAGGCGAGCAGCGCGGUCUCGAUCCCAACAUGGUGGCAGGUCCGAUGGCGCAACCCGCGAACAAUCAACUCGCAGCUCCUCCAGUGCCUCAAGGACUUCCUCCCCAUGUCCAGGGGCGUGACAACCGUCGCUUGCAGUCGCCUGCCGAGAUUGCGGGUCUUUCGCACGUCAACGACCCCAACAUGCACCAAAUGGGUCAAAUGCGAAGGCCUGCCGUCAACGAUCAACUUGCUGGCCAGCAGAGCAUGGCCCCUCCGAACAUGCCUGCCCAGAGUCCUUACCAGGCUGUUCAGCGCCAAGUUGAUCCUCGGUCCGUUGGUUCUCAUGCCGGCAUGCUCCCUCCACGCGACCAGUACCCCCUGAUGGAUAUGCAGCCCACGACAAUUGCAGCUGCUGCAUACGCCUCGAUGCAUAUCGCCGCCAACCAGUUCCAGCAGCGAGCAGUGCCUCAGCAGACCAUGCCUCCUCAGACUUCAGGCUUAGGUCUCUCUGGCCCCGCUGACCACUGGAACAACCUCGCAGCUCAAGCACCUACCGGGGCUUACAAUUGGCCGGGUCCAAUUCCUACCCAGCCUGCUAAUCCCGCCCCGGUUAGGAACGAAUUUGACGAUAUGCUCGAGGAAGAGGGGGUCCAAUUCCAGGGCGACGGCCCCGUCGGAGAUGACGAGGAAUCUCUCCACGAUGAGGGCCCGAACCAGAACGACGAAGACGACGACGACCUAGCUUCGGAGUCGGCAGAGUACACUAGGACCGGGGAGGAUACUGACGGCGUCCCCGCUGACCCAACCCAGGUUGGCGCGGAGCCUCAGGCCCCCGGUUCUUUUGACCCUAGCCAGACCCAGCUAGAUGAAUCGCUCGUUGCUAGCCUCGACCUAGGCUUUGUGAAUUACAUCUUCGAUCAUCAGACCACGACCGCGGGUAGCAAUAUGCCCGCGGGGGAAUUGCCUCGUUUUGAAGAGUCGACCCGUGUCGAGGGCUCGACCCAUGAUGAAGAGCAAGACCCGUCGAAGAUGCCCACCUGGGAAGAAGCUCAGCAGCCGCGCGACGAGUCGGACGAACAAGCCCCACUCGCGGCGCAAGCCGUAGUCAACGAGCCGUCUUCUGGAAACGAGCACCCAACCCUGGACGACGCUCAAGUGGAAGCAUCUUUGGGGCUGGCAAACUUGGACGACCUCGACCUCUCAAACCUACCACCUGCCUUUGACAACGAACUCCACGAUCUAUACCGCGGAUUGACGGGUCAGGGCGAGGAAACCGAGGGUCGUCCCACCGAGCCAGCCCAUGAAGAUGUGGGAUAUCAGGACCUUGCGCCCCAGGUGCCUUUCGACACCCCGGCACCUGCAGAAUACAUGGGACCCAUUGAUGAUGUCGAUGACAACGCCUCGCUCUUCGCGGGAGUCGCAGGCGACCCCGUCGACGAGCUGGACGUCACUGGGGCAUUUGAGGGCCCCAUAACCGCGCAAGGAGCAAUCGGCGCGCAUGAGAGGACGGUCGUCGACAGCGACGACGAUACCAAUGCCACCGACGCUUCCGUCGAUAGUCUGGCUGCCCCGAACAAGAGGAGAAAGAGGUCGCGUCAUGAGUCUCCCGCCCCUCGUGAUGAAAACCCGAGGGAUAGGAAGAGGCCGCGUCGUUAG